Messenger RNA from Homalodisca vitripennis (glassy-winged sharpshooter), 9223 nucleotides. Its product is annotated as hydroxymethylglutaryl-CoA synthase 1. Lineage: Eukaryota; Metazoa; Arthropoda; Insecta; Hemiptera; Cicadellidae. The coding region runs from base 561 to 1931 and encodes 456 amino acids. Gene Ontology annotation, molecular function: hydroxymethylglutaryl-CoA synthase activity. Gene Ontology annotation, biological process: acetyl-CoA metabolic process. The transcript is spliced from 4 exons. The record is from RefSeq and is a predicted model, not a curated record.
UUGUAGUGAUACUUUAAUAUUAUUUGAUUACAUAAUGUUAAUGCGGUAUGAUUCUAAAAUUAUACAUGAAAAAUAGUGGUGAUAUACUAAUUUUUAAAUGGGCAGCUUUCAAAAUCUGUUAUUUCAACUUGGACUGAUAAUUAGUUAAUCAAAAUAAAUAAUUCCGUUUCGAAGUCGUGGUCAAAGAAAAACUGCUAUAUGAGUAUGUGAGAUGAUUUUCUCUGGGAAAUCAGGGCAGCAAGGUCAGCACUCUAAAAGUAGCUUCUUGCCAUCAGUGAAAGGUUAACUAAUGCCAGAAUGUGUUUGAGCAUUGUUAUUCAAUCAGCUGAUAGAAGAAGGGCUGAGCAACUGGUUUUAGUCAGCGGUCCAUAACACCACAAUCAGUUCUCCAAUCAACAUCUAAGGGCCAUUCUUGUGCUUCUUCUGACACCAGUGUGUGAUUAUUAUUGUUGUGCACGAUAACUUGAGAUAUUUUAAUACUUUGUAGGUUUCAUAGCGUGUGAUUCUUUUAAUUUUUUUUCUCUUAUUGUUUUGGUUUAGUUGCAUCUUGAGUUGCUUGCAUGGGGCCACCAGAAGACGUGGGUAUCGUGGCCUUGGAGCUAGUGGUACCGGCUCAAUGUGUCGACCAGGCAGAACUUGAGGUGUUUGAUGGAGUGUCGGCUGGAAAGUACACAGUAGGACUUGGACAGGCAAGGAUGGGCUUCUGUACUGAUCGAGAAGACAUCAACUCUCUUUGUCUCACUGCGGUCGCUCAGCUGAUGGAGAAGAACAACCUGAGCUACAGAGAUAUUGGCCGUCUCGAGGUCGGCACAGAGACUAUCAUUGACAAGUCCAAGAGUGUCAAAACUGUACUCAUGCAGCUCUUCCAUGAGAGUGGCAACUACGAUGUUGAAGGCAUUGACACAACAAAUGCUUGCUAUGGUGGAACUGCUGCUCUGUUCAAUGCUGUGGCCUGGGUGGAGUCCCGAAGUUGGGACGGACGGCUAGCCAUCGUUGUGGCGGCUGACAUUGCAGUGUAUGCGGCCGGUAGUGCACGACCUACGGGUGGUGCAGGGGCUGUGGCUAUGCUGAUCGGGCCAAACGCUAGUCUCGCCUUCGAACCCGGCCUCAGAGCUACUUUCAUGGACCACGUAUAUGAUUUUUUCAAACCUGAUUUAAGUUCUGAAUAUCCUACUGUUGAUGGAAAAUUAUCAAUACAAUGCUAUCUCACAGCGCUAGACCAUUGUUACCAACUCUACUGUCGGAAAGCAAAAAAACUGGCAGGUAUUGAAUCCGAAUCGAACGAUAUGGUCGGAGUGAAAUCAUUGGAUGCUGUAUUGUUUCAUACGCCGUACUGUAAACUUGUACAAAAGUCACUUGCUCGUUUGGUGCUCAAUGACUUUGUCAAUACACCAAAAGAAAAUAUUCCUGAUGUUUAUCCGGGAUUAGAGAAAUAUACAGGAGUGCAGUUAGAAGACACUUAUUUUGAUCGAGAUGUAGAAAAAGGAUUUAUGGAGUUCAGUAAGGCGAUGUUUGCUGAAAAGACACAGCCAUCUCUAUAUGUUGCAAACCAAGUAGGCAACAUGUACACUUCUUCUCUCUAUGGAGGACUUGUUUCUUAUCUAAUCAACAAACCUGUUUCUGAACUUGUUGGAAAAAGAAUUGGAUUGUUUUCUUACGGUUCAGGGCUCGCUUCAUCUAUGUUCUCUUUGAAGGUGCGCAAUGAAGGAUUGAAAACUCUUGUGACCAAUUUGAGUCACAUCCAAACAAUGCUUGAGAAUCGAAAAAUAAUGUCUCCAAAAGAUUUUUCAAACACAAUGGCAAUGAAGGAACAAAAUGCACAUAAGUCAUCCAUGACUCCAAUCGACUCUGUUGAAAAUUUGUUUCCUGGAACAUUCUACUUGAAAGUCAUAUCUGACUAUCGGCGAUCCUAUGACAGAGUACCGAUAUAACAACUGCUCCACUCUUUCAUUCACAAUUGCCUUAUUGGUCCUCACAAUCAUAAUAUUAAUAGAUCAAAUUUGUAUAAUCUGUAAAAUACUUUUUUACAUAGUUAAACAGUAUUUAUUGCUAAGCAAUAUUAGACAUUUUUUUAACAUUAAUUAUAUUGUGUAAUCUUAAUCCUAAGACUGUAUUGAAGUUUAAAAAACCACAAAUAAUGUUUGAUAUAAGUGGUUAAAACCUACUUACAUAGUUGGUAUAUUUUACAACAAAUUCAAUUAUAGUAAGUAUUGAAUUAGCAUAAUAACUUUCAAAUUAAGUUAGUAAAUAUUGUUUAAUAGGGAGGGAUUGGAAGAGGGAGAGAGGAAAAUAUACUGCUUUAUUCCGAGGUAUAAAAUUUUUAAUCCAUACUUUUAGUGGUUAUUACUACAAAUAGUUUUUAAAGACUUUAAUUUGGUAUUUUAUUGGAUCGUACUUGUAUUGCUAUAAACUUAAUACUAAAAGCAAGGUAAAAUGUUGUUAUUAUUGUUAUUUAAUUAUGAUAAAAAUAUUUUAUUUUGCAUUAGUGAACUCUACGAUCUUUUAUAAUUUGUUUUCCUAAUUAUUUACAAUUUUUAAAUUAAUUUUAUUUCAAUAUUAUAUAAUGUAAAAUUAUAUUUCUUACCCAAAGUUGUUUUUUUUUUAUUUACAGAUUUUGUAAAUAGAUUUAUUGUAGUAUGGAACAUGCAGUGUGUUCUUGGAUCACAUCAAAUAUAAAUGGAUUGAACAAAGAAGUAUUGGCAAAUAAAACAAAUAAUAUUAUUUACUUGCUGUGUUACUUUACAGUAUUAACAAUUUAAAAAUAUAAACAAGAGCUUAAAUCAUUAGAGCAAUAUAAACUUCAACCCUUUGAACCUCAUGCUACAAUUAUAUCCUUCCAGAAAUGUGUAAAAAUUCACAUUUUAGAAAAACCUUAAGCAAUGAUUCGUGUAAGAUUGUUAUUAACCAUAGAUCUGGCACAGAUUAAUUGAAUUAACGUUUGAAAGCGCUUUAACAGUGGCAAACAUUCAUUAAAUAAACGUUUCACAAAACCUUUUUUGUAAUAACAUUUUAGUACCAAUAUUUUUAUGUAGAAUACAAGAGUAUUUUUUUUGGUCAUACUAAUAUUUUAAUUAAACACCAAUAAACAUCUUUUGAACUGUGUGAAUCUUUAAAAGGUAGUGUUAUACUCUCACAGGAUUUGAAACUGAGAUUUUGUCAUUAUAGAAACUCCCCAAAAUUGAGCUAGAACUGUUCUAGUGCCUUAAAUGACAAAGAAAUAUUCAUAAUCAAUUUAAUAUUCUAUCACACAUAAUUUAUUCAAUUUUAUAUUCCAAUGAUGUCAAGUCAUAAUAUUUGUAAAAUUUGUACAUAAUUAAUAUGUAUGCAUACUAAUCUUAUGUAGUUCUUCAUAAGUCAUGUAUUGUUUUGCUAUUGCCCGUUAUUAUUUUAUAAAAAAAUAUAAAUAAAAUUUAAUUAUAUAUAUAUAUAUAUAUAAAUGUUUACAGUUUCGAAUUUGUAUUAGUUUACUUAUAAUUAAAAUAUUGAUUGAUACACUGUAUUGCUGGAAUUUAUAUAUUUUGGAAGUCAUUAUUACUUCUUACAGUAUAACAAUUAAUAAAAAUAAUUUUACUACAUAACAAAUAAUACAAAUAAUUUUAUUGUUUUAGACAAAGUAAUUAUUUGUAUAAAUGAAUUAGUGAAUAAAUAAUCUUAGAUUACUCAGAUUAUAACCACAAAUACCUGAAGAAUACUGCUAUGAAAAAUGUAAAAUGAUACUCAUAAAACUUUAUCACAAUUGAUUUUCUAGAAAGUCUGAUCUAGUUUAUGCUAUAAAAAGACACUAACAUUAAUUCAAAGUCAAAAUAUUUUUAUUUAUGUUAGGCACAAAAGUACAAUAAAUAAUGUAAACUACAACUAAGUUUUUUCUUCAUAUUAUGCAUUUCAUGUUAAGAAUUUUUUACUAUUUUCAUUCAGUUAAUUUUUAAAACACUACUACUAUAAAAAAAGAACUAAACUGGUACAAGAAUAAUGUAUAACAAUAAUAUACAAUUACAACACAAUACAACUUUAUCAGAUUCAAGAAUUGAUAAGCUAACUGGCAAAUAACAUGCUUUUUAUAUAAAAUGCUGUUUGUUUUUAUGCCAGUACAUGUUUUGAACAUCAUCUGUGUUGUUUUGAAAAUAAUAGUUUUGGCAUACAAAUCAUGCACUAGAAAAUAUUUACAAAACAAAAUCUUAAAAUAAAAGGUGAUUUUAGAUUACCACCUUGGAAUUUCUCACACAUAAAGUUAAUGGCAAUUGAUAAUUGUCAUUAAAAAUAUUGCUGAAAUUAUAAAACGGGUAUAUUCAAUAUAAUCUAAAAUAAUCUUAGAUUAUUGGCCUACAACAUUUGAAAUUGAGUGAUAUGACAAAUUUGUGUUAUAUAAAAUAGAAAACGUCUGUAAAUUUGGUGUACAAGCAACAUGGCAUGUCACGUGUACUUUGCUCAUGUAAAGCAAUAGGAAGUUUUAUCUUCAAGUUAACUAAGAGAAAGAAUUAAGAAGAUUGUUGAAGUUUUGGUUUACAUCGGUUUUUUGAUAAUGAAUGUUAAUAUAUUUAAAACCAAAAUUCAUUAUGUUAAUGGUUUACAUAAUAAUAGGUCUUAAAAGUGUUCUGUUAAAUAUGACUAAAAAUUGUAUAUUUUACUUCUCUUUCUUCCCUCCUCAAAGGCAGCUUACUAAACAUAGAUAAUGUUUAGUUCUUUUUAAUACAUUUCAAAUACAUUUAUUAAAGAUCCCAGAAAAUAUAUAUAUAUAUAUAAUUUUAAAUGUGCAAAGUUUAUGAACUUUAUUUUUAAUUUUGGGUUAUGAAUUGUCCUUAAGAAUUUGUAUUAAAGCAGUUCUUAUCCUUAACAAGAGAUUGUAGUUAUUGAUUUCUAUAAUCAUGAUAAGCAUGACCAAAGUUGUUGUUAUUUAGUUUUAAGCAUUACCUUCAAAAACAGAAUAGUUGGUCUUAUAUUUAUCUUAAGUACUAGAGUGUUAAGAUACUUAUAACUAUAUGAGGUCUCCAACUGCAUUUUGUGUUUGGGGUAACCGAUUGACCAAGUGAAGUAUACACAGUAGAGGCAGGACUCCCUGGUUAGUAUCGGCACUCCACGACUUCUGUGGAGACUUAACCUCAUUUAAAAAUUCAUAUCAAAUUGUGCAAACAACCAUUCUUGAAAAAGGUCUUCUUUUUCCAUGUCCAUAGCAGUUGAAUGUCGUGCAUGGAUUGCAGCAAAAACAUGUUCUAUGUUUUUGGAAUUCUUAUCUGUGUUUUUAAGGUUUACCAAAACCCAAACUAUUCUUCACUAAAAAUGUUUAUUUUUAAAUUACCCAACCCAUUCUUUAAUUUAGGCAUCGCCAAAAAUGUCUUCAAAACUUGAUGCAAACUCUUUUUACCAAUACAAUUAUUGUAGUGUGAUGAGAUGCUCUAUACGCAUGCAGAUACAAACACUGUAGCUCACUUAGACGGUAGAGUGCCUACACCAUGUCAUGGGAAUAACCAAACGUGAGUUGUCUCCACAGUAAAUACCUCUCACAGACUAUAACAUGCUCUAAAUACAAGAUGUAGAUCCAAAUGCAGACAUUUUACUAGUUAAUACAAGUUUUAUUCUCAUUUUACGUCAUGUUUUUCAUCAUUUAUUUCAUUAACCCUUUGAGCAAUGACUUUUCAAACAUCUAACAAACAAACACCAAAAAGUGAGGUUUUAAAGUUGUUUAAAUAACUUCUUUUAUUAUAUUGACAUCUAGUGUUAGUUCAGAAGUUAUUACUUUUUGUAAGAAAAAUGUCAUGUAAUCACAUUUUUUGUAUAUAAAACAAACUUAAAAACAAUAAAGUAUAUAGUAUUUAAAGAUUACACUUAGUUUUAUUUUUAAAUAAAAUAUAAAAUAAUUUUUUUUUAUUAUUAGACAAGUCAUACUAUAGGUCUUGCUCAGUAGGAUUAUGACUAGAAUUAUUCAUAAAAGUUGUUUUUGACAUCUAGUGGAUUAGGAGUACAACAUUUGCUUCUAAAACUUACCAAGGGAUGGCAGGGUGGUUCACUGACACAAAUAAGCAUAUCACAACAUACAAGUUCACACUACUUUAACAUAAAUAUAUGAUGUUACUAUUGGUGGCUCGUAGCGUGGCAACGUGACUGUUACAUCGUUACUGUUCAAAGGGUUAAUAACUUAUACAAUGCCAAAUUAGGGAAACUAGUUUGAUUAAUCAUAAAGCCUUACAAAACCAUUUAGCAGUUUGCAUUAUUCAGUAGCAGUGAUCUAAAUUACUCCUAACAUUACGGCUGGUUGUAGAAGGUUAUUAUGUAACUAUUAGUGUUUUAUCUUAAUUUUAAGAAUUAUUAAUAAAUCCUUUUAGUAUAGUGAAUUAUUGGUUUAGUAGCCACCAAAGCGUUGUUUAAUAAUCACAUUCAACAGCAGUAACCGAUUAAGGUCUGUUAAUUAAUCAAUAAGUAUUAAUCUAUUAAUUUAAGUAUACCUCGUGAAUGAAAAUUCACAUGUGUUAAUCUAAUGCCGGAAUCCUGCAUUAAAAAAAAUUAAUUAUCAUACUAAAUGUGUAUGGGUAUGGUUUAGUGACUGUUAACUUAACUAUUAUAAAUUUAACUGUAAAUCAAGAAAUUAUAGUCCCUGAGCCAAAAGCCAAUUUCCAUGUUAUGGGCACACAAUCUGGUUUUACUUGAAUUUCUUAGAGGAAUCUCCCUUAAGAAAGCAAUUGAUAGUCAGCCACUCUAGUUUUGUGAAAUCACCAAUAAAUGAAUGAAUCAGUGUUAGGUAACCAUAUACAGUUACUAUUUGGUUGAAAGUGGUGACUAGUCUCUAUGUACUUGCAUGAUGGUAAUCAACUAUUAUUUUUAAGUGUUUCAAGGUAAUAAAAAUAUGACAAUAAACAAUUGUUUCAUAUUUUUAUACCUUUUUGAUACCCUCACAAUUGUGACCUCUACCACAACUCUAGCGAAGUUGACAAUCCAUUCCUUUCUUAAGAAGAAUUUGUCUAUUUUAGAAUUUGUAUAAGCACCAAGCGGUGUGCUUAUACAAUGCAAAUUGGCUUUCGGCUCUUGUAUUAUAACAAUUGGAUACACAAGCUUUCAAAAUAUCAUGUAUCAUUGAUGGUUUUAUGAGAUGAAAAUGAAGUCUUGAGUCAAAUUUUUCCUAAGAAUAUAAGAUUCAUUAAUUUGUCAUUUCCAUUUUUUGUCAAAAUUUUAAAAAAUUAGCAAAUUUACGUACUAGGCCAGUAUAGAUUAAAAAACAAGUGCGCACUGAAGACCUAUUGGGUUCCCAUAUAUUAGAUAACAGGAAAGGGACAUAAUCUACUGCUUUACAAUGUUAAUUUCAACGUUUUCUCUUAAAAUUGUGUCAUAACCAUUUAAUUAUUGACAUUUCCCUCCAAGUUUUCCCCUCUUCCUAGCCGCAGUGGUGAUGCAGAGCCAACAUUGUGUUUUGUGUUCACCACAUUACACUAUACAAUAACCCGAUGUGUUACAAGAAUUAAAUUAUAUUAAGCUUUCAUUGCACAAAAGCUUGUAGUUGAGCUAUAUAUUGUGAAUAUCUUUGAGUGUUAAGCUUGGGAUUAUUAAUAGCCCUAAAUCCUUUGACAUGGACUCCUUACUGCCAUUGAAUUACUGCUUUUGAAUGUGACCAAAUAUAUUUUUUUAUAUGGUCUUGAACUCUGGGGUUGUUUGUAAAAUAAGUAAGGUUAAAGUUGUUCUAAAUAAUGCUUAACAUGUUGACUGCUGUAGAAGCUAUCUGCUACCACUCUCACAGCUCUCUGAUGUACAGAAGUGAGCGUGUUAAUCUUAUUGCUGUAUAUUUAAAAAUAACAUUAUUGGUCAAUCAAAACAUAAUAUGCUUCAAAAUAGGCAACCACAAAGUAAACAAUAUUAGCACACCUCAUAAUGGUUAAAAUAUGUUCACCUAAAUUUCGUUUCAGUAGUGUUCUUAUUAAUUGGUUUAUAUGAUGGUUUUGAACAUAAAAACAUUAUGCUAAACAUAUAAAUAUUAAAAACUGACAAUAAAUUAGUAUAAGAUUACAAAUGGUAAAUUGUUUUCACUACUAGUGUCUAUAAAUUGCUCAAGAUAUACUAAGUAGUGCUGCCUGCACGAAUGUCACCUAUAUUUGUUUUUGGAAGUAGAAUUUUAUCAUGAAAUCGUUAUGAGUUACUUAAUGUCUAUUUCUACUUGAUAUAGCUGUAUGGCUAAAAGAUUCAUAUACAGAGAAAGAAAGCUGUUAAGAACUUUGGUACCAUUAUACUAGGAAUAUUAUUAGAUUGUUUACUCUGUCGAUAUUGCCAUGGAAAUAUUUUUGCCAUUCUCUUUGUAAUAAAAUUAAUGUGUUGGAGGUUUUAUAUCCUUAUAGGAGUUUAUCCAAUUUUUAUCAAAACCACAGAAUUUGUUGAACUGCAAUCAUGGUGGUAGGAAAGCUAAAGACUUCAAUCAUUAAAUACACAUAUUUUUAUUUUAACAUUUUAUUGGUUUCAAGAUGAAGCAAUUUUUAUGGAAAUUAAUGAGAGCUUCAAUAUCGAUGCUACAUCUACAUAUUGUAAAUAUCUACAACUCCACUUUGAACCAGCAUGAAAUGGGCUAUCACAUGUUUUUUCAUUGCUUCUAAUUUACUUCAGAUAUCAGAAUUAGUGGCAUUAUACUAUGUCUGAUGGGUGAAUAAGAUUGUGGUGAAUAAGAAAAUAUUUUGUCAAUUUAUACAUUUUAUAAUGUAAAUGGGAAGCACUAUCAAAAUUUACCUUUCCACUUAAUCUGUAAUCUAUAUUAUUUCAUAGUAACUCUGCAUUAUGAGUACAUGAUCAGAUAAAAAGAAUAAAAUUAAGUAGUAAAAAUAUGGAAUAUUGGUAACAUACGCAUAAGUAUGAGUGUUAAAGUACAUCGUAGAAACUGUGAUAGAUCUUGACCAUAAGGAUGUAUAAUCUUUUACUCUAAAAAGCUUAACACAAUAUAUGGUAACUAAACAGAUGGAGUCUCACUUCACAAUUAAUUUUUGUUUAUGAUGAAAAUCUUUAAUUUCUGUUGUGAAGCUUGUUACUUUUUAGUUUAUUUUAAUCUAACUUCAAUGAUGAGAUUGUAUUAAUAAAAUAUACAUUUUCCGUAACUUUGUAAAAUUGGUGGAAAUAUUUGUAUAACAACUUCACAUUGGAUUAAUUGAAAUGUAUAUAAUCCAUUGGUAGAGGCUUUGUAAUCAUAUUAACCUUACUAAUAUUUAGGUUAGGUUUUUGUACAAUAUCUUUAUUUUAGGAAAUAAAUGGUAUGGCUUAUUUU